This is a messenger RNA of Felis catus (domestic cat), 1214 nucleotides long. RefSeq names its product zinc finger DHHC-type palmitoyltransferase 12 (gene ZDHHC12). The transcript has 5 exons. The record is from RefSeq and is a predicted model, not a curated record. Gene Ontology annotation, cellular component: endoplasmic reticulum; Golgi apparatus. Gene Ontology annotation, biological process: protein targeting to membrane; peptidyl-L-cysteine S-palmitoylation. Lineage: Eukaryota; Metazoa; Chordata; Mammalia; Carnivora; Felidae. Gene Ontology annotation, molecular function: protein-cysteine S-palmitoyltransferase activity. The coding region runs from base 68 to 880 and encodes 270 amino acids.
GGCCUCUCUCCCUCAAAGGGCCCGCCCCUCCCGGCGCUUCUUCCGGGUGGGGCCCCGGGCGGAGGAGAUGGCUCCCUGGGCGCUCCUCAGCCCUGGGGUCCUGGUGCGGAGCGGGCAUACUGUGCUGACCUGGGGGAUCACGCUGGUGCUCUUCCUGCACGAUACCGCACUGCGGCAGUGGGAAGAGCAGGGGGAGCUACUCCUGCCCCUUACCUUCCUGCUCCUCGUGCUGGGUUCCCUGCUGCUCUACCUGGCCGUGUCGCUCAUGGACCCGGGCUAUGUGAAUGUCCAGCCCCAGCCGCAGGAGGAGGUCAAGGAGGAGCAGACAGCCAUGGUUCCUCAAGCCAUCCCCCUUCGGCGCUGCAGAUACUGCCUGGUGCUGCAGCCCCUGCGGGCCCGGCACUGCCGUGAGUGCCGUCGCUGCGUCCGCCGCUACGACCACCACUGCCCCUGGAUGGAGAACUGCGUGGGGGAGCGCAACCACCCGCUCUUCGUGGCCUACCUGGCGCUGCAGCUGGUGGUGCUUCUGUGGGGCCUGUACCUGGCAUGGUCUGGCCUCCAUUUCUUCCAGCCCUGGGGGCUCUGGCUGCGGUCCAGCGGGCUGCUGUUGGCCACCUUCCUGCUGCUCUCCCUCUUCUCUUUGGUGGCGGGCCUGCUCCUCGCCUCGCACCUCUACCUGGUGGCCAGCAACACCACCACCUGGGAGUUCAUCUCCUCGCACCGCAUCGCCUACCUCCGCCAGCGCCCCGGCAACCCCUUCGACCGCGGCCUGACCCGCAACCUGGCCCACUUCUUCUGCGGAUGGCCCUCAGGGUCCUGGGAGACCCUGUGGGCCGAGGGGGAGGAGGAGGGGGAGGAGGGCAGCAGCCAGGCGGUGUAGGGUUGCUGGAGGCAAGGCCACCAUCUUGUGCCUGAAAACCAGAGGGGCUGCCCCCAGCUGGGGUCGGCGUUCGGAGGGCCUGGGGUUCUUCACUCCCCCCCGCUCCUCCCAGGCCUCAGAGCAGAGCUGAAAUGACAGAGCUCCUGCCACAGUAGGCAGUCCUGCCCUCUGAAGGAAGGAGAGGAGGCAGAGGACCCGUGGGGGGCUCGGGCACAAGCAGCCUGGGCUUCCGAGACCCCCCACCCCGCCCCCCAAAGCCAGGAUGCCUCCAUUGCACAGUUUUAUAAGUUUAAUCAUCCGUAAAGCAAAUCAAAUAUUAAAAAACCAAACCAAA